Chlamydomonas reinhardtii is the source of this 8926-nucleotide messenger RNA. RefSeq lists its product as uncharacterized. Bases 336 to 7274 code for a protein of 2312 amino acids. The transcript is spliced from 7 exons. Lineage: Eukaryota; Viridiplantae; Chlorophyta; Chlorophyceae; Chlamydomonadales; Chlamydomonadaceae. The record is from RefSeq and is a predicted model, not a curated record.
CUAGGGGCUGUGGCGCUCGUCAGCGUCCAACCGUGCUGCCAAGUUGCGUAGAAUGAAGUCGCUGAAGUGAGGAAAGCUCUCCUUGUGUUAAACUGCAGCCUAUUGCAGCGGGAUCUGCAAUUGCGCGACGGGGGGCGAUACCUUUUCGCAACGACCUGCAUUUCCGCUCGCCUUGCACCACACAUCUGGCGCGCCCGACGACACACCAGCGAAAUCGGAUGGGUGCCCAAAGCUGCUGCGCGUUUGCAGACUGUCGCAUCGAGGUCUGAGCGCGCGCCAUCGACAGCGAGCUGGCCAUGCGACGAGCGUCUGCAAGCGCGCCAUAUGGCGCUGGGAUGGAUAGCGCGCAUGCGUCCUCGGGUGAUAGAUCCCUCAAUGCGCCGAGUUACGACGCUCCUCGAUGCGUCGAACAGUCGGGGCUGCACGGCACGUCGUCCUUUGCGUGCGGGCCUGGCCCCGGUCCCGGCCCGCCCAGCGCGCGAUGUACGGGGCUCUGCACAGCCGAGCAGCCCGCCUCUUCGUCACCUUCAACCACGGUUGCUGCCAGCUGUGCUGUUGCGGUACCGAUGACGCUUGGAUCUUCGCCGGGGCCUGGCGCUGGCUCCGACUCGGCAGCCGCGGCUGCCUCUGCCAGCGCUGCUGCUGCCGGGACCGUUGCAGCAGCGGCCGCCAAUGCCGUGCACGCACAGAUGCCUCAGCAUACAGCUCUGGUAUCGAAGCCGGCGGAAGAUCCGGGAUCGGGGCUCGCAGCUGCCGGCGAUUGCAGUGCCGGCCCACUGCGCCUGAUCCCGGACCUGGCAUCAGCCUGCCACGGCGCAACGCCCGCUGUGGUCGCUGGCGCGGCAGACAGCGACGCUGGGGUCAGCGGGGGCGCGGCAGCGAAGCUUCCGCCACUGGACGCGAUGCUGUCCAACGCGCACUUCACCUCCCUGGCCGCGGCGCUGCAGCAACUAGCGGAGGCGCACACGCAGGCGCAGCAGGCGGCGCGGCAGCAGGGCUCGGGCGGGGGGAUGUCGCCACCACAGGCGCAGCGGCCGCGGGCGGCUGGCGGCUCGCCAAUGGACGUGUCGCCGGCUGCCGCCAUGUCGCCAGCCCCUGUGCCGACCGAUGCUGAGGUGCAGGCGCACUCGCACGUUCUAGGGCUGCUGCCACCACCGGCGCCGCUGCGGCUGGGCUCGGGUGCAGCAGCGGCGGCAGCGGAGGUGGCGGCAGCGGAGGCGGCCGACCGCAUGGGGUGUGGCUACCGGGGCUUUGGAAGCAACCUUGGUGACUGCCUGCACGCGGCAGGCAGCGGUGGCGUCAGCGUCAGCAUCGGUAGCAACGUGGGCGCAUCGUGCUCGGCAGCACAUCGGGGGGCGGGGGCGGAAGAUGCGGCGGGCGGGCGGCGGAGCACGGAGAGCACGGCGCGAGCGGCGUCCACCACGCCCGCAAUCCCGGCAGCAGCUGCAGCAGCUGCGGAACCGGCGCCACCCGCGACCGUGGCUGCAGCGGCUACGGGACUAGGGCUAGUGAGGGACGGCAGCAGCGCGACGCCAGCGGCCGGGCUUGGGAGUGUGAGCAGGGCGACGGCGGGCGGGACCCUGGGCAGCUCGCCGCCGGCAGCUGGGGGUGCGGCCGGGCUUUUUGCCAUGGCAGCGCCGUCGACAGGCUCGGCGGCGGCGGCGGCGCCGCUGCCGUUGGGGAGCAGCUUUGCAGUGCUGUCGCUGACGCUGCCGCAGGCGUUGGCUGCGGCGUCGCUGCCGCGGCCUGGCGCUGCCGCUGGCCUGAUUGGGGCGGCGUCUGCGUCAGGCAGCACCGCCGCGACGGCUUUUGCAGCGGCGCCGGGGGCAGCAGGAGCGGAGGCUGGGCCGGGAGUGUGCGCAAGCCGGCAGCCGCAGCCGCAGCUGAUUCGACCUGUGCCGGUCCGGGCCAGCGGCAGUGCACUUGCCGCGACCUUGGCAGGGGGGACUUGUGCUGCACGUGCUGUCGCAAGCGUUGUGGGAGAGGGAGCAUCAGGCGAUGGCGCCAGCGGUGCUACAGCCGCUGUCGCAGGUGCGCAGGGAUCAGCAGCGGUAGACACUUCAACGCUUAGCCUGCCAUCGGCGCAGCAGCAGGAGGCAUCGGAGGGUGCGGGUGGCGGCGGGAUCGGCGGUGGAGCUGCGGGCGACGCGUCGGCCGCGUGUGAACACCACGACCGCCAGCACCACCAUCACUCCCACCACCUGCACCCCGAUCAGCGGCAGGGCGGCGCGUUGCAUGACACGGCGGCAGAGCCGUGCCGCUGCGAUGAUGAGGACGAGGGCGGGCGGCCCGGCGGCAGCGGGCUUGGGCGGAGCGACGGGACGGAGCCGACGGCGGUGUCGAUGGCGGCGGCAGCGGCAGGAGGGCUGCGGGUUGCAGGUGCUGAGCCCUCGGGCGCAGCGUCGCAUGCGGCCGGCGGCGCCACAACCACCGCUGGCGGCGGCGUGCUUGCGUUGUCCUCGACGAGUCGUGACACAGCGCAGCAGCCGGAAGCAGCACACCAUGUAGAGGCUGCUGCGGCGGCGGCGGCCGGGAGUUGUGCGAAGCUGGGCCGGGUGGUAGGCGCCGCCUUGGCUGCGCCGGCGCAGCCUGACGGCAGUGACUGCAGCACACAUGGCACCAACCCAAGCAGCGGCGUGGCUAGCGGGGUCUGCAGCGCGGCAGCGGCGGCAGGGCACGCCGCCGCCGCGGCACCGCGCCUGCACUCGCAGCCUACGGCUGGGCCGGCUGGUACCACGGCUGCGGCUGGUGGCAUGCCGGCGCUGCCGCCACUGCCCCUGGGCUUCAUGGGCAACCUGUAUUUCCACGCACUGCAUCACAUGCAGCAACAGCAGCAGCAACAGGGGCCAGGGAUGCCUGGGGCUGGCGGCAGCGCGGCAGGCAGUGGUGCGGGCGUUGGCAGCGGCGGUCCCGGCACAGGGGCUGCUUCUGCUGCGGGGGCACUGGCGGGUCAGCCGCCGUCCGCACCGCUGGCAGCAGGGGCGCCCGGGUGCUCUGCCUCUCCGGGGACGGGGUACUUGGCGUGGCUGCCGUUCCCGUUCGGGCCCGCGGCAGACCCCUGCCGCUGCCCACCGCUGCCAGAUGGCAACAGUGCGCCGCCGCCGUGCACACUGCUGGCGCCAGUGCCGACGCCGCAGCAGCAAGACCUCUCGCAGCCGCCGCCGGUGGCGCAGCAGCGAGUGCCGGCAGCGGAGGGCGAGCGAGGGCCCGCGCCCACUGCUGCGGAGGCCGCUGCGGGAAAGACAGCUGUUCCGGCUACAGCUGCCAGUGCCAUCGUGCCUAAGGCUGAGGAAGAGACUGCUGCUGCCGCGGCUGCUAGCAGCAAGAGGCCGGAGGAUGCUGCUGCGGCUGGGGCUGCUGCUGCUGUUGCGGAGGAGGACAAGGAGGCGGCUGACAUCGCUGCCCUGACGUCCGCCGCCGCUCCUGCAGCGCCUCCGCCGACCAGCAGCCCUGAAGGUGCGGCUACGUCCGCGGCUGCAGCAGGCGCGGCAGCCGCGGCAACAGCGCCUGGAGCAUUGCAGAUUGUGUCGCUACAGCCUCAGCCGCCACUCACUUCGUUGGGCUCUGGGCCGGGGCCACCUGUCGCAGCUGCUACUGCCGCGGACAAGCUGCAGUCGUCUGGAUCGGCUGUAGCAGCUGCCGCGGCGGUGACGGACCUGGGCCCUGCAGCUGCUACAGCAGCACCCUUGCCGGGCCUGCCGCCGGUGCAGGAGGCUCCUGGCGGGAGUGUGGUUGCUACAGCCGUGGGCGCGGCGGCGUCCACAGGGCUGCAGCCUCCGACGGAAGCUGCGACAGCGCCUGCAAUCUGGCGGCAAGGCUCAGCUGCUGCCGCCGCCGCUAUCCAUGGCGCGGCUGCCGACGUCGGUGCUGUGCCGGCUGGCAUCAAGGUGGAGCCCACGCCAGGCAAUGUGUCAACCACGGCAAUGACAGAGGCCAAGGCCGAGGCCGCGGCGGCUGACGCCAAAGCUAUGGCCUGUGCCGAGUCCACCUGCGCCAAGGCAGCUCGGGACACGGACAAGCUGCUCUACAAGCUGCGCGGCGGCCCCGGCGGCGGCGGCGACAUGAGUGAAGGCGAGCGCCGGCAGCUGGACGUCACGCCGCUGCAGGAGCUGCUUCAGCGCCUGCACCCCAAUCAAGACGUCGCCGACCUGGAGGCAGCCACGGCGCUGUUCGAGAUGUCCCGGCCUUGCGGCGGCGCCGCUGCACCGCCUGCUGGCGGCGCCGCCGCCGGCAGCCACCAUCCGCCGCCACGCCCCGGCGGCUGGGUAAGUUCCGGUGUCGCCGGCGCUGCGCCCGUGACUGGUGUUGGGUGCGGAGGAGCCGGCGGCGCCGGCCAUGGCGUCGGAGCAGCCGUUGGUGUGGACCAGAGCGGCAGUGGAGACUCGAGCUACGCCAACUUUGCGGCCGGCUGCAACGCCGCGGCUGCCAGUGGCAAGGUGCCUGCGUCGGGCUUCGGGGUUGCUGUUGAUGCGGUUACGGCGGCGGCGGCGGCGGCCCGAGCUAGUGGCAGCAUGCCCCCGCCUGCAGCUCCUGUCGGUGCUGCUGCUAUUGCUGCUGGUAAGCCCGGGACUGCACCAGGAAAGGAGCUCCCGCUCGGGCCGUCCGACGCUGUUGCUACAGCCGCCGCACCGGGCAGGACAGCCAAGGCUGCCGCAGCCCACGCCGGCGCCUCCGCGCGGCGGCGGAGCAGCCAUGACGCCGCUGCUGCCGCCGCUGCCGAGGAGGCCGCGGCAGCUGCCGCACAGAGUGCAGCCAAUGCCAAGGCGGCGGCGGCGGCCGCGGCGGCUCGUAAGAUCGGGUGCCUUGUGGGCGAGUCCUGUGAGCACGGCGGAGCAGCUCGAGACGGUGACGAGGGCGCUGGUGGCGGCGGUCUUGACCCAGACAUGGAUGGAGCUUCCGACGGUGACGGCAGCACCUGCAACCCCGGCGGGAGCCCUGACGGCGGCGUCCAAGGCCCCAUGUCCGACACCGCAGCCGCUGCGGCUGCGGCCGCCGCCUUCCACCAAGCCGCCGCAGCUGCCGCCGCCGCCGUCGCGGCCGCCGCCGCCGCCGCCGCAAUGGCUGGAUACAAUCCGCAGACUGCGGCGGCGGCCGCCGGCUUUCCGUUCCCGCCGUUCAACCCAUUCAUGCUUGGUGGCAUGCCGCCGCACGCCGCCGCGCACCUACACGCGCAGUCGCAUCCACAGCACAUGCCGCCGCUCGGCCUUCCGCCCAUGCUGGCGCUGCAGAUGCAGAUGGCAGCAGCUGCAGCAGCCUCACUCGCGCCUGGCGGGCAGCACCCGCAACAACAGCAGCAGCAUCUGCAGCAGCAACAGCAACAGGGCCUACCUGCGUCCGCGCAGCUGCAGGGCUCACACCGCCAGUCGGAUCCCCUGGGUUGUAGCACUGCUCAGUCCGGGUACGUGCCGCUGCCUCUACCCGGCGGCAGCAGCCCCCCGUUCGGCGCCUUCGCUGGUGCGGCAGCCGGUGGCGGCAACCUACCCGAUGCGGCGGCGACGGCAGCCGCCGCCGCUGGGGUGUGGGGCGUGCCUGGCGGCAUGCAGGAGGCUUAUGCGCACAUGGCGGCGGCCGCCUCCUCCAUGCCGCACAUGAGCCACUUCGCGGGCCACAUGGCCAACAGCCAUAUGCAGCCUGGGCCGCACAUGCUGUCGCCCUAUGCCGCCUUUGCAGCCUCUCAGCAGCAGCACCAGCAGCACCAGCAGCAACAAGCACAGCAGCAGUUGCAGUGGAUGAUGGGCGCUGGGGUGGGUGGGGGCUUCCCGGGGACGGCUGUCGCAAUGCACGGCGCAGCUGACGGCGGCGGCGCCGGCUUUGGCACCGGCGGCGCGCCGGGGCAGCGGCAAGGCAGCGGUGACAUGUACACGAGUGGAGGUGCCGUGCAAGGCGAACCCCCCGCCCGCCCUACGCCGCUGCAGCUGCAGCUGCAACCUCAGCACCUACCGCGCCACGCGCGCGGUGGUGGUGGUGGUGGUGGUGGCGGUGGCGGCGGAGGUGGCAAGCAGAUCCGGCAACAGCACCAGCAGCACCAGCAAGAGAGUGAAAUGUAUGCAUCGAAACAGGCCGCCGACGCCGCCGCGCGCGACAGCGUUCAGCAGCCGCACCACUUGCAGCAAGAGCCGCACCAGUACUCGCGCUCGCCUCCCACCCAGCAGCACCCGCAGCAGCACCUGCAGCCGCCUAGGCGCGUCUCCGACCACCGCCGCACCGCCGCAGAGCAGCGGCGGCGAGGCCUCGCAGAGGCGCACCUCCCCCAGCACCCGCACGAUGCAGCCGACUCGCCGCAACAACACCACUUCGCCGCCGCCCACGACCAAGGCCACGCCGCCACACGCCCCGCGCCGCCGUCCUCGCACCACCCCGCGCCGACGGCGCUGGCCGGCCUCUCCAGCUUGCACCACCACCAAGGCCAGGGCCAAGGGCACCACGCGGCUGCGCUGACAGGCGGCGGUGGGGCCACAGGGGCUCACAAGCUGCCGCCGCGCAAGCGCAAGGUCGCAUCUGUUGUGGGCAGCGGCAGCGGCACCAGCCGGGCAGGCAGCGAUGAGGAGGGAAACGCGGCGGCGGCGGCCGCUGCAGCGGCGGCCAAUGCCGUGGCAGCAACCACAGCCGUGGUCGUGGCGGCGGCACAGGCCGCGGUUGGCGCUGCGCGGGAGGGCGGCGCAGCAGCGGGGCCCGCGCACCCGCCUCAGCCGCAGUCACAGCCUCACCACGCGCACCAUCAGACGCGCCACCAGGCAAGGAAGGGCGUCCGGGUUGCGGCGGCGGCGGCACAACACGCGGCGGCGGCAGGAGCGGAGGAUGCUGGAGGCGCAGCGGCGGCGUGUGGUGGUAGCACGGCCGUAGCCGGCGAGGCGGUGCCUGCAGCCGCACCCGCCGCGGCUCCAGCUGCUCAGGAGCGUCCUCCAUUCCGAUACAUCGUGCGCAUCGGCAACAAGUGGCGCGCGCAGGUGGGACACACGGAGGACGGCGUGCAACGCAAGUACUACUCCAACUACGUCGACGAUCCCUGGGUGGCAGCAAAGGACGCCGACCGCAUCUUGUACAAGCUGCGAGGCGCUGGCGCUGUUGCCAACUUACCCCUGAGCGAGGGUGAGCGGGCGGCGCUGGACGGAAGCAGCCUGGAGGCGCUGAUGCGCUCUUUCAAGGCCGACCAGCGCCAACAGCAACAGCAGCAACAACAGCAACAACAGCAACAGCAGGUCAACAACGGAAACAGCGGGAACGGCAGCGGCACGGGUAGCGGACAGGCUGCAGCAGCGGCCGGAGCGACCUAGCGCCGGAGUGCAUGCCGACAGGCGCGGUGAGGGACACGAGCGCAACAGGAGGCGCUGCUGACGAGUGCGGUUGGGCAAAAGAUGGAUGGCCGGUCUGGUGGAUUAUGCAUGUUGACUACCAACAGCGACCGGGGGCGGCAGGCAGCGCUGUCGCACUAGAAUAAAGACGGGCACAUAGUGAGACCAAGGUAAGGCCUUGCUUGCUGAUAAGUAGAAGUGGAGCACACAGCUGCGGCAAAUCCACUUCCAAAGCCACUGCCAUCAUUACCUCACCGCAGGUAGCUUUGUAGAAAGGGAUUUGUUUGCUUGUUUAAGCAGCAACAGACGGCUGCUGGAGGAAUUCAGCCUGCGGAUUGGAUUGCUGGCCUGCUGGCUUGCUUGAUGGCACCGACAUGUGAUGCUUGGGGAAUGAUCCCCGAUGUUUCGAGAACGUUUUUGGUUUGUUGAAUGUGAGGGCCCGGGGACCAGAGAGCAGCCAGAGCCAACGGCUGUGAUACCGUUAGGGUUGUUGGCGUUGGAAGAUGUGUGCACAAGGCUGCCAAGACUAGAUUGCACGCGUCAGGGUGGUAGGGGUGCGUGUGAAGCGGCGAAGCCUCAGGCAUAAUGGGAGCGUGACUCAGCAGUAUGUGGGCUCAUCGCAGGCUUGCAUGAGGGGCUUAAAUUGCUCAUCGCAGGCUUGCAUGGGGGGGCUUCAAAAGCGUCAAGGCAGGGCGUGUUGCUCAGUUUGGUGGUGUGCGCUGUGUGAGCUCUUCCGAGCGGACGCAUAGGGCCGCACGGGUGUGUACGUUAAGUGCCAAUUGGCUGUUUGCUGGUGGGGGAGUGGCCUGGAGCGGUGAAGCUAUGAGGGGCGUGUGCAAAGGCGACCUCGAGAGAGCUGAGGGCGGCGCGAUGCACUAGGUGUGUCUUCUUUGGUGGAACGGCAUGCAAGCUGGUGUAGGUGGGUGUUCGCCACUGGCUUUAAUAGGGGCGUGUUGUGCGGCACAUAGGUUCGGCCUUCAAAGUCACACCCCGGCCAUGCACAUAGCAAGAGCAGGUGCAGGGCGAUUUGCGCGUGAACGCAUUUUUGACGUAAGACCAGCAGGGCAAGGGAUUGCGCAGUUUAUUUUUAGGCUGGCGGAACAGCUGCUUUGCGGUUUGAAACUGAACGGAGGAGAGGCGCGGAAAAAACCUUGGCGGGAGCUGGGGUUGGUGCCGCUCGCUCCCACAGGGUAGAGAGUGAGGAGGAUGGGAGCGCGCGUGACCUAGGGGAGUGGCGAGGUUGUAUGGGGGAAGGUCGAUGUGUGAGUGUUCGUUGCGUGGUUGUGGAGUGGUGGGCCAGUUGGAGUGUGUGCAAGGCCAGUGGCCAUAGCACAGCGAGGCUGGUUUCGAGGUCGGCAAGCUGUGGUGGUGGCAUCGACAUCAUUUCAUUUCAUGCGGUUCGAGUGUUUUUGUGUGCCAAUAUUUUUGGGGGCUUGAGCAUAUUGCAGGAGGCUCGCCUUGUGCUUGGUAGUGGUUGCAGCAUAUGAUAUAGCAACCAAGCGCAAAACAUGCGCAUGCCGCCGGCACAGCAGGAGCGCGGAGGCAGGAGUGAUGGAGAGCGAGGGAGUGGCACGGAAUGUGCAGUACCAUAUGCGACGUUCACGACUCAGCGACGUGUGUAAUCAUAGUCACAG